Symbiodinium sp. CCMP2592 is the source of this 1812-nucleotide messenger RNA. The record is from the annotation of a GenBank genome assembly. NCBI's taxonomy places the organism in Eukaryota, Dinophyceae, Suessiales, Symbiodiniaceae.
AUGUUGUACGAGAUCUUCAAUGCCGUCGGGCCAGUUGCCUCCAUUCGUGUUUGCCGCGAUGCAGUGACUCGCAAGUCACUGGGGUACGGAUACAUCAACUUCCACAGUGUUGCCGAUGCAGAGCGUGCCCUGGACACGCUGAAUUACAUGAGUAUACGGGGUCGAUCGUGCCGUAUCAUGUGGAGUCAGCGGGAUCCAACUCUGCGGAAGACAGGCGCUGGAAACAUUUACAUCAGCAAUCUGGACAAAAACAUUGACAACAAGGCGCUUUAUGACACCUUCAGCUUGUUCGGCAAUAUCCUCUCAUGCAAGGUGGCAUCUGAUCCCACCGGCAAGUCUCACGGCUAUGGCUUCGUGCACUAUGAGUCAGCUGAUGCAGCGCAACAGGCCAUUGAACGUGUGAAUGGCAUGAUCAUCGGCGAGCAGGCUGUGAAGGUGUGCCUCUUCCAGAAGCGAGAUAGGGAAGCCGAGAAAGAGAGCUAUACCAAUCUGUACGUGAAGAGCUUUCCAUCCGAUUGGGACGAGGAGAAGAUGAAGGAGUUCUUCAGCCAAUGUGGCCCGGUCCAAGCCGCAGCAGUUCGAGUGGAUGAGAAGGGCCGCAAGUUUGCUUUUGUGAACUUCGAGGAUACAGCAGAUGCUCAGCGCUGUGUUGCUGAAAUGCACAUGACGGACCUGCGAUCAGACGAAGAGAAGCAAGCCAAUCCGGAUGAGGAGAUCGGCCCCGACGGCCACCCUGUCGGUCACCUGUACGUGCAGCGAGCACAAACCAAGAAAGAGCGACAGGCCGAGCUCCGCAACAAGUUCAGCGAAACCAAGAGCUCCAGCAGCUCCGGUGUUAAUCUCUACGUCAAAAACCUCGAGCCAGAUGUGGACGAUGAUUCAUUGAGGCAACUUUUCGAGCCUUUCGGACAGGUAACCUCCGCCUCGGCAAUGAAGGAUGCUGCUGGCAAGUGCAAAGGCUUUGGCUUCGUCUGCUUUGCGACACCCGACGACGCCACGAAAGCCGUGACAGAGAUGCACCUCAAGGUAGUGAAAGGCAAGCCGCUUUACGUUGGCCUUGCUGAGCGGAAAGAGGCUCGACAAGAGCGCCUUCGACAAAGAUAUGUGGGAGCACCUGGCACGAGCUACAAGGGUGGAGGUGGAAAGGGCGGCUACGGCGGCUAUGGCAAAGGCUUCAAAGGAAAAGGCGGCAAGGAUGGCAUGGGCAUUCCGACAAACAUGGAGGCUUAUAGCUCCCAGGGCAUGAUGAUGAACAUGGGUGGUAUGGGCCCCAUGGGUGGCAUGGGUGGCAUGGGCAUGCCUGGAAUGGGUGGCAUGAUGAGGCCUCCGAUGAUGGGAAUGAUGCAGCCUCCCAUGCAGGCAAUGAACAAUGCCAUGCCGAAGUUUGGCAAAGGUGGAUUCGAUGGAGGCGGAGGCGGCGGCAUGAUGCCGAAUCAAAUGGCAAUGAAAGGAAUGCCACCAAGCGGGAAGGGAAUGGGCAUGGGACCCAUGCCAAUGAAUGCCAUGGGACCGAUGGGUGGUGGCAUGAUGCGGCCGCAGCAGCCGUGUGGAAUGCAGCAGAUGAUGCGUCCGAAUCCCCCGCAGCCAACGAGUGGACCACCAGCUGUUAGCGGCCCAGUCCAGAAGCAAAUGAUCGGUGAGAAGCUCUAUCCACUCGUCGCCAAAUACCAGCCAGAGUGGGCAGGCAAGAUCACCGGCAUGAUGCUCGAGAUGGACAACAGUGAAUUGCUGAUGCUCUUAGAGUCCGAAUCGCAGCUCCGUGGCAAGGUUGACGAGGCCGUUCGUGUCAUCCAAUCCGCACGUCGCCCUUGA